Necator americanus (New World hookworm) is the source of this 219-nucleotide messenger RNA. RefSeq lists its product as uncharacterized. Bases 1 to 219 code for a protein of 72 amino acids. The transcript is spliced from 2 exons. NCBI's taxonomy places the organism in Eukaryota, Metazoa, Nematoda, Chromadorea, Rhabditida, Ancylostomatidae. The record is from RefSeq and is a predicted model, not a curated record.
AUGGCGCUCGUGUCGCAUCCGGCGACUGCGGCGGCAGUUGGCGCGGCGCCAAUGUACGCCGGUAACGUUGGCGUACAGAAGGAGAAGAAACCGCAACCAACACCGCAUCAGGUCAUGCAAAUCCAACAACAACAACAAUUACCACAGGAGAAGGAGAGGCCACCAUGUGACCCAAUGGUCGACGAGGGUCACAUGGUCUUUGCUGUCCCAAAAGUGUAG